AUGGAUGACAAUUCGAGAUUCGGGCCUUCAUCCCGGUUCAAAUUCGGAUUAUUUUUUGUGAUUUUAAUCUGUUUUGUAGAAUCAAUUAUUUUUGUAGAAGCACAAAAUCUUGAUGAGCAUGGCUUUAAAGAGCUUUGCAAUAUGGAUCUCGCCUCAUUUCUUCCUCUUCCUUAUGGCAGUCUACCAAAUAUGGUUUGUAAACCUGUUUGGAAUUCAUACCUGCUAAGGUACUCCCAAGCCAAGGACAAUGUGAUUACCAUUGUAUUGUCAACUAUAUACACCAGUGGAUGGGUAGGAAUGGGAUUUUCCAGUAAUGGAAAGAUGAUCAAUUCUAGUUGCAUGGUAGGAUGGGUGAACAUGGAAGGCCGAGCUCGAAUAAAACAGUAUCAUAUAAAGGGAUUCAAACCCUCAGAAAUCAAACCAGACGAAGGUCACUUGCCACUCACCAGUGUUCCACCAUUGGUCGUGGUUCGUGAAGCCACAAUGUACAUGGCAUUCCAGCUUAAGUUCAACACAACUCUCAAAACACAGCCGAUUUUACUCGCUUUUAGCAGUAAACAUCCCCACCAUCUCCGGCUUACUGUUCAUGAUGACAAGAUGAGCAUGAAUUUUGAUUUCUCCUCAGGAAAUGCGGAUAGCAAUGUCGCUUCAUCCCCUAGCAUUAUCAAAAACAAGAAGACUCAUGGAGUAUUGGCUAUUCUGGCAUGGGGUCUGUUUCUCCCUUUUGGAGCAAUUUUUGCAAGAUACCUUAAGCAUAAGGAUCCCCUGUGGUAUUACCUUCAUGUAGUCAUUCAGUUCAUUGGAUUUUUAUUUGGAAUUGCUGCAGUGGUUGUUGGAUUUUCACUCAACCACAGGCUGCACAAUUACAUUCCCGCACACAAAGGCAUUGGAAUUUUCAUUCUCACACUCACCAUUCUUCAGGUCACUGCGUUCUUUACACGACCUAGUAAGGACAGCAAAUAUCGCAAGUAUUGGAGCUGGUCGCACAACUGCAAGUGGUGUUUAUGUAAGAUAAUUUGUGUGAAACUAGGAUUUACACUAGGCGUUGCAUCUGAAGAGAAUUUUUUGGUGAUGCACUUGGAAGCAUUGGACUAG
This is a messenger RNA of Fraxinus pennsylvanica, 1095 nucleotides long. Lineage: Eukaryota; Viridiplantae; Streptophyta; Magnoliopsida; Lamiales; Oleaceae. The record is from the annotation of a GenBank genome assembly.